AAUGAUUAUCAAAACGCUAGAAAUUCAAUGAGGAAUUUCGAUAUAGAAAUUCAUAAUUUCAAAAAUGUAGAAAUUGCUCCAGGAAUUUAUAUAUGGACAAUUUGGAAUUUCUCAAGCAUUUUUCAUGAAUGAUUUUAUGCUUACAGUGUAUCUGUAAAUUACACCGAAAUACAUUUCCAUGUAUUUUUUAGGUCAAAAGUGUGCAUACUGAUCUAAAAUCCCUACUGAGCGAUCUGAAGGACGACGUAGAUGCUUACUUGAAACACGAGAAGGAUGGAAUAUUCAGUGAAUUUGGAAAAGAGAAUAAAACAACAGACGUUUCCUACUCGUGGUGGAGAGAAUUCAUUCGAAUGCUAUAUCGUAUAGAUUAUCCGAGAAGUUACUUUCAAAAACUGAUCUUAGCUCUAAGAAAAUACUAUGAAGGUAAAGAGGAAGAACUGAAAAUAUUAGAUGAAUUUGAGCGAACAUACACUGCGGAUAGAGCAAUCUGGUGGUAUACACGAAAUACAUUUCUCUAUCGUCUGUUGAAUACAGCCCUGCGUCAACGUAACGUUGAAGUCGUCUUUCUCUUUGGCUUCUAUAUCAAAGAUAUGUACGAUCAAAUGAAGAGUGAACAUCAAAAUAUGAAAAGUAAACAGACGAAUGAUCCGGUGGUCACAGUUUAUCGAGGACAACAAAUUGCACAAGUUGAAAUGCAAGAAAUUGAAGAAGGAGAUCCAACUACUUCACUUUUUGGACUUGAAAUUUUUAACGACUUUCAUAUUACAAUCAAUAGUUUCCUUUCCACAUCUCUUAACCGCUCUGUAGCACAGACGUUUCUUCAAUCAGCACCACUUCUUAAUGGAUGUGUAAAAGCGCUGCUAACAAUAAAACUGGAUACUAGGAAUCUAUCUCUGCCUUUUGGUGAUAUUUCGCAUCUGUCGUUUUUCUCAAAUGAACAUGAAAUUCUUCUAAUGAUUGGAACUAUUCUGAGAGUUCGUAAAGUGAUCUAUGAUAACAGCAUACAGAUGUAUCUAGUGGACAUAGAACUCAGUUAUGACGGCGCUUUAGAAGAAGAGCAACAACAAUUCGAAAAAACUGCAGCAGUAAAAUACUGUAUGAAUUUAGCUGUGAAUAGCUUUUUUACAGCCACAACAGAACAAAUUACUGCUAUCUUUAGCCAAUUUAAUGAAUUAUUUCCGUACGACAACGACCUGAUAGAAAUAAUCAAAUGUCAUUGUUUUGGAAAACACUAUGAGUUGAGCCAAGAUCACAACGAAGCAUUGGCAAAUUUUGAAAAAGCACUAAAAACUUUUGAAAGGUGUUCAAGCGAUAUCAUGACAAAAAUGAAUGCUGAUAUUAUUAAGAUACACGAAGAUAUGGCACGCGUUUACCAACAAUAUAUAGACGAUAACACUCUGGCAAACAAACAUUAUGAGAUUAUACUUAAUUUUUAUAUUUCUUCCAUUCAAAAAACUAUCAAUACUAAAGAAAAAUUGCAGAUAAUCCAGAAAAUAUUGCAAGUCUACGAUAAGAAGAUAGAAUUAAGUCAGAAUGGGAACGAAAGAAGAGAAAACAUAUUGAAUGCUAUUGAAUACCAAAAACUACUCGUCAAUGGAAAGGAGAAGGAUAAUUCAGUUGAAUAUAAAGAUAUUGCAGCCGAUUAUCAACAUUUAGCUGAUCUACAAAAAUCGAUAUCUGAUUUGGAAGAAGCAGCAAGAAAUUAUGAAAGAUCUGCUGAGAUUUACAUCACACAGGAACAGCCAGAUUAUCAUUAUAUUACGGGAAUGUAUAAGUCAAUUUGUGAACUCUAUAUUGAUGAGAAAGAAGACUACACCGCUGCUCUUCCAUAUAAAGCGAAAGAACUUGAAUUUUGGAAGAAAGAAAAAAUAGUUAACCCGACGGACACAACGGAUGAUCCCUCGUAUGUUGCUAUUUGUAACCAGGAGAUAGCUGAUAUCUAUAUCAAGUUACAUCAAUUUCAAAGGGCAACUGAACAUUUACUCGUGGCAAAACAAAUAUAUGAAAACAGUCAGUACAUUUACAAGAAGUCGCAAAUCAAGGCGAUAUUAAAAAAGAUAUCAAAGCUCGAAUCAUUAUCACCGGACAUAAGCUUUUUAACUAAUUCAGACAUAUCUGAAUCUACUGAGAGCAUUGGAUCUAAUAACGAUAGCUCAGAAACCAGAGAGAGCGUAGAAACGCCACACAUCCCAGAAUAUCCAAGGAAUAAUGCAGACUAGCUAUUAUCUAUAAGUAUGAGCACUGACGGGCAUCUAACUUACUGUGCGGUCUUUGUACGGACUGCUUUCUAAUUCGAAUCUUUUGAACAUGCUUUUUGCCUGGAUUAAUAAAAGUCGGUUGAAGUCACACUAAACGCAUCUACUCAAGGUAUGCGUACCUAUCGCCUUUUUGUGAAUUUUAUCAAUUCGGAUAAACGCUCAUAUAAACGUGUUGCCACUUGCCUUCAAACCCAGAGAAGAGUACAAGCCAAAAUGCUCGGCUCCAGACGCCACUUCGUACACACGCUUGACAUAAGGAGCCCGUUAUAUGACUGGGAUAGGUGUAAUAUACCUCUUAGUGAUCUGCUCCUUGAAAGGCCGAUAAAAAUAAGCAGACACCUAGUGAUACAACACUGAGAGAUCUCCGGCCCACUCUUCGUGGAAGACACGGACAGUUAGUUAGUUAGUUAGACCCGCUACCGUUUCUGGUGUAGGGUGAGAAUAAAACAUCAGGAAAAAAAUAACACAAAAAGAAAAGAGUGUUCAAUUUGACGGAAGUAGUGUUCGUUUCUAUUGAAAAUUGAACUAAGUUAAUUAUCAAGAUACCAC
Didymodactylos carnosus is the source of this 2807-nucleotide messenger RNA. The record is from the annotation of a GenBank genome assembly. NCBI's taxonomy places the organism in Eukaryota, Metazoa, Rotifera, Eurotatoria, Philodinida, Philodinidae.